Telopea speciosissima is the source of this 477-nucleotide messenger RNA. RefSeq names its product pentatricopeptide repeat-containing protein At3g26630, chloroplastic-like. Gene Ontology annotation, biological process: RNA modification. The record is from RefSeq and is a predicted model, not a curated record. Gene Ontology annotation, molecular function: RNA binding; protein binding. Bases 1 to 477 code for a protein of 158 amino acids. NCBI's taxonomy places the organism in Eukaryota, Viridiplantae, Streptophyta, Magnoliopsida, Proteales, Proteaceae. The transcript has a single exon.
AUGCUUUUAUUGAAUGUUAGAGGUGAUAGGUUCACAAUCUCUAGUGUUCUUUCUGCUCGUGCCCAGAUGGGUGCUUUAGAUCUAGGGAAUUGGGUCCGACAAGUUGCAGAGAACAACAAAAUCUGGGAUGUCUUUGUGGGCACUUCUUUGAUUGAUAUGUAUGCCAAAUAUGGUUUUAUUUCAAUGGCAAGAGAAGUUUUUGAUCAAAUGCCCCAAAGGAGUGUUGCCACCUGGAACGUCAUGCUUUCUGGGUAUGCAUCCCAUGGGCAAGCUCGACAUGCAUUGGAUCUCUUUUUUGAAAUGGAGAAGUCUGGGGCUAGACCUGAUUCUGUCACCUUUCUUGCUAUCUUAAAUGCAUGUGCUCAUGUUGGCUUGGUUGAGGAUGGAAACAGGCUCUUGUUCCUAAGGUUGAGCAUUAUGGAUGCAUGGUGGAUCUCCUUGGACGUGCAGGGCUACUUAGGAAAUCAAAGGAGCUAA